This is a messenger RNA of Anneissia japonica, 8311 nucleotides long. RefSeq lists its product as uncharacterized. The record is from RefSeq and is a predicted model, not a curated record. NCBI's taxonomy places the organism in Eukaryota, Metazoa, Echinodermata, Crinoidea, Comatulida, Comatulidae. Bases 117 to 6866 code for a protein of 2249 amino acids. Gene Ontology annotation, molecular function: protein binding; ATP binding; nucleic acid binding. Gene Ontology annotation, biological process: transposable element silencing; germ-line stem cell division. The transcript is spliced from 48 exons.
AACUUUAGGCUGUUCGGUUUUUGUUACUGUUGGGUGGGUGUUGGAAAUUGAAUAAUCUCCUUUGCAGUGAAAUUUGUUUUGUCUGCCCAGUCUGCCUGGGAUAGAGAGAGGGAAGAAUGGCAGUCGAUGUAACCAUUCUGAAGGUGGACAAUCCAUGGCGUUUCUGGUUGAAGGAGGCUCCAGGCCCCAGAAUGUCAAGUGAAACUAAACUGUUCCAGGAUUUAACAGAGAGGAUCCAAGAACACUGUGCAUCGCACCUUCAUAUCAGUAAAUAUGUACUACAACCAGAAAAAGGACAGCUUUGCUUGGCGAAAAGAGCAACUGAUAAACGCUGGUACAGGGCUAGAAUUCAAACGAUCAUGCAAUCCACCCAAGGCCCUCAAGCAAGUUUAUAUCUGCUGGAUUUUGCUGAAAGCAUCCGGAGUCCAACAAGCUGGUUACGGGAAUUGCCAAGUGAAUUUCUAAAAGUACCAUUGCAAGUGAAAGAGGCUCGACUUUACAAAACUCAACCUCUGACUCUUGAAACCUGUUUUGUUGAUUUGUCCGUCAGUUCAAAACCAUGUAAGAUGUGGGACAAGGCUGCAGUUGUGUAUUUUAAGAAUGCUGUCAAAGAGGCAACAUCCUCCAAGGUUGAGGUUCAUCACCAUGACAACUCAUCAAGCAUUUUCUAUGUGACCUUAUACCUGAAUAUGCCUUUAGAGGGCUUGAUCGACAUGAAUGAGGAUCUUGUGGUGAAACAAUACGCCAUCAAAAACGAAGUGGGAUUGUCUUCCCGAAAAUGUGAUGAAAAAGAGAAUGUUAGUACCUUUCAAAAAGUUGAUGUUGAUGGUUACCUGAUGAAGCAGUUUAGAGAAUAUGAAGAAAAAAAAGCAGAAAAAGAGGGAGAAUUAGAUGAAAUUGAAGAGAAGAAAGAAUCCAGAGCUGUUUCCAUGAAUAUAGGAGAAAAAACAAAUGAUGAUGACAGCAAAUUAGUAGAACAAAUUGAAAAGUUGGAGAACCUCAAAAAGGAGGAAAUGUUACGAUCUCUUAGUCAAACAUUAGAACGCAAUGUUCAUGGACAGUCGUGGGGUGUUCCUGAUGACGGAAUGUCUAAAAGUUCUGAGGAUCGCUGGUCCGAAACAGAGGCUACUUCAGGACGGAGGAAGCAGCAGGCAAUUGGACGUGGAAAAAUGAUAAUAGAUAUGCUUUCAAAAAUGGAUGGCAAUAACCUCGGAUCCCAGAAUAAGAAGAAAGAGGAGUUGGAACCAGUAAUGAUAUCAAGGAGAAGAGUUAACCGACUUGAAUAUCAGAGUCCAAAAACAUCAACUUUCACAUUCCCUCAAGAAUUGAGUGAAUCAGAUUCUUUCAGUACCUUUUCUCCAUCUCCUUGGUCAAAAAAAUGUCCUAAUGUUUCCAUCAGAGAUUAUAAAAAUGAUCAAGAAACAAGCACCGACUCGGAUACAUUUUUUUACACUAAAUCAUCUCGGAAAAAAUUAACAAGCAAUGAAAAUGCACCAGACAAUACAGAAGCAUCAUCAAUGAAAGCGAUGCGCGUGCAAAUGUCGCCAAUUCUCGACUCAGGAGAUGAUGCCAAUAACACAGUAGUUAAGUCCACACAGAAACGUACUGCAUCAAUGGCAGAGAUGAUAACUGCUUUUGCAUUAUCUGCAUCAGACACAUAUACGUCUAAAGAUUCUGAUUCCUGUGAAUUGUCUUCACCUGAUAGACAUAGAAGAAGGCGGCGGCGUAAUGUUCUUGAGAUGUUUGAGCAGUCUCCAGUUGGUUUGCAGACUCAAGCCUCAAAUGGCAGUUGGAAAGAACAGUCUGUGGAUAGUCAGGACAGUCAAAGUGUGGAUGGUAGUUUGUUGGGGCAGUCCCUUGAUGGUCAGCACAGCCAUAGCUUGGGUGGUAGUUUGUUGGGGCAGUCCCUUGAUGGUCAGCACAGCCGUAGCUUGGGUGGUAGUUUGUUUGGCCAGUCCAAUGAUGGUCACAGUCAUGUCUUGGAUGGUAAUUUUAGGGAAUCUUCUGAUGGUCAUCACAGUCAGAGCUUGGAUGGCAGUCUUGAGCACAUUAAGCGUGUUCAUUGGAAGCCGGAACUUAUCAAGGAUAGCACAGAUGGAGCAGAGGAAAAGCACAUGCAACAGAAGUUAGUUGGUAUUUUGAAGUCACCAAGUCCAGUGGCUAAAUCCAGCAAACUUUUUGAAGAGAGGUUUAAGGAAACUGAUUUUGGUACACCAAGUACUCUGACAAAAGAGUUUGACAAGAAAUUAAUCCAGGAAAGGUUGAAGAACCAACUUCUUGCUGGUCGCCUUCCAACUAAAAGCCAGCAACUCUCAGAGGAUUUCACCCUAGUACAUGGAGACCGCCCUCUAAAGCCUAUUGUUGAGCUUGAAGAAGCACCAUUCCCUGAUAUGUUUAAAAGAAUGCUAAAAAAGAAAAAUUUUUGUAGCCCUAGCCUGAUUCAGUCUCAUAGCUGGCCGACCAUUUUAAGAGGCAGGGACAUGGUUGGUGUGUCCAGGCAGAAUAGGAGCCAUGCCUACCUGCUACCCCUCUUCACUCAGGUUGUACAGCCUAGCGCUUAUAGUGCCUUGCCUAGGGGUACUGGGCCUCUAAUUAUUGUGAUAGUGCCACGAUGGAAGAAGGCAAAACAAGUGUACGACGAUGCCCAGAGUAUGCUGCCAAAUGCAAAAUAUGUGAGAGCAUUGGUAAUCCAUGGAGCUGGGGCUGAGGAAAAUAAGGAAAUUGAUCUAAUAAAUGGAUGUGAAAUCCUUGUUGGUACACCAUUAUGUUUCUUGCGUUUGCUGAAGAAAUCUCACCUCAAUACAGAAAGGCUUUGUCACUUGGUGUUUGAUGAUGCUGAUGUGGUGUUCUCUGACUUUACUCAAGAGGUACGAGAAAUUAUGCAGGAGUAUGGCAAGACAUUGCAGAACCAGCCAAGCCGUUCAGCUCCACGCCAGAUCCUUGCAUUCAGUUCCCACUGGACUGCUGGUCUUGAAUCAUUCAUGAAGGCCUACCAAUCUGACCCGCUUGUCAUCAUAGCUCACAAGCUAGAGGCAGCAGUGUAUGGUAGAAUCCGCCAUGUCGUGCAUACAUGUCCAUCUAGUCAGAAAUACAACAAGGUCCUUGAUUUACUAGACACGGCUCAUGCUCAACCAGCCGACACAAGGAUUGUGAUCUUCACACGGUACAAGGAAGAUGCGCUUAAUCUUCACCACUUGCUCUUAAGCUCCAGUCAUUAUGCAAUGGUUGUUCACGAUGCCAUGAGUUUAGAUGAUGUGGAGAAAGUAUGCCACGAAUGGAGGAUCAGCCAUCAAAAAGAUUCAACGCCUGUAUUAGUAUUCACAGAUGAUGUCGAGUUCACACUCACAAAUGCCACCUGGGUAAUUCAUUUUGACUUUCCUACCUCAAAGGGUACGUUUGGUCAACGUCUUUGGUCCUGUAGGGAUAGCUAUGUCAACCAACUGCAACAGAGCUCCAAAAAAUGUCAAAGUCUUUCUCAUAUGUUGAUUGGCUCAGACGACUACGAGCAUGUUUCUGGGUUUGCUCAGUUUCUGAAACAAAGCCGGCAAAAACUUCCACCCAAGUUGAAUGUGGAGAAAGCAAAGCAGGACAAAGAAGAAAGAAAGAAGACAGAGAAGUUAUGUAACAAACUGAAGGCACUUGGAAAGUGCAGUGAUGAGCGUUGUCGUUUUCGACACCUACUAUAUGCCGAGUUGGACAAUCCAAUGGUGCUGAAUGGUGAUGUCACUCUACCAGUGUCUGGAUAUGUUAAGGUCCUUAUAACUUAUAUAGUGGACGCAACACAUUACUUUGCUAGGGUGUUGAGCAGCCAACCAGAUCUUUCAAGUGCUGAAAUGCCAGUGGAAUCAGGAGCUGUCAAACUCAGCUCGGACCUGCAAAGCUGGUUUGGAAAUCCACUCCAUCGGGUGAAACACUUGGAUGCAAAACGUCUGGAUAUGUGCGUUAUAGAGGACAGUAGGCAUACGUUUCACAGAGUGCGGGUUGAAAUGUUGUUUGCUUCGCACGAUAAUACACAGAAUGCUACGGUUCAGUUGGUUGACAAUGGAAGAUUUGAGGUCGUUGCUACUGACAACCUGCUAGGCCUUCCCGCCCAUCUCUACCACAUUCCAUUUCAAGUUGUGGAAGUUUUCCUGUGUCACCUAAGACCUAAAGACCAAGACACCGAUUGGACAAACCAGGCUUCAGCUUUUGUGCACAAUCUCACUUAUCACAAGGAACUUUGUGGGAGAGUCCUUCUAAGCCUUGGAAACACACUUUGGUUGGAUCCCCUUGUAGAGAGGGUACAGCUCAGCACUAUCAAAACAGUUGUCAACGAACACAAUGUCAGACUUGAGCUGUUGAGGGCAGGCUUUGCUGAUCAUAAUCCUGAGCAUAUGAAAUUACUCAAGGAUUGCUGUCAAGGAAGAAUAGAUAUAUACUACCCUCCAAGUGACAAAGAAGAAAAGGACGUGAGCACAGUAUCAACGAAAGCAAUGCAACUAUCAGAGAAAUAUGUCACUGAAGUGUACCUGUCUGCCAUCGAUACACCUGACCUGAUCUAUGUCCAGCGCCUGGACAAGUACAAAAGACUGGAGGUAUUAAUGAAAGAAAUUAAUGAUAGAAUGGAAAAAGAAGCAAAGAAUGUGGCCCCGAUGGGAAGGGUUGCUUCAGUAGAUGGUGCUGGGGAUUGUGCAGGGGACAGCUUAUCAACAAAGGAAGAAGAAGCUAUGAAGAAAGGCUCAACAUCAGACGACAGUCUUCGAAAACCAGGGUCAUACUGCAUUGCUAAGUUUCCAUUGGAUGGAAUGUGGUAUAGAGGACAAAUUGUUGAAAAACUAAACUCAGAGGAAACAAUUUACACGGUUUUCUUCCUGGAUUAUGGAGAUCAGGAAGACAUUACAGAGAGCGACAUCCAUUCAGUUUGGGACGAUGUUUUACAGCUUCCAUUCCAAGCGAUAGAAUGCAGACUCACUGGGGUAUUACCAACAGAAGGUGUCUGGAACCAGGAUGUUGGCAAUGUAUUAUGGGAUAUAUGCAAUGAAAAUGAAUGCAAACGAGUGCUGGAUGCAAAGGUCAUAUCUAAAGAUUCCUCUAAAGUGAAUGGUGUUGAACGCUAUGAAGUUGAGCUAAGCUUUAAUGCUGCCACUCCGAGUAGCUUAAGCUGCACCAGCAGUGACCUGUCAGUGACCCUCGUCCUUCAAGGGUUUGCCUUGCCAUCCGACACAACCUUGCAGUAUAUGUUUCCUACCUCUGAAGAAUCUGACUCUGUACCUGCUCUCUGCAAGAUGUAUUUUCAAAUAAAAGAUGAAAAUGAAAGACUCUAUUUGGCUAGAAAUCUUUUGGAUAUUACCUCAAACAUUGCAAAAAUUGGUGAGACCUUUGAACCCCAUGAUGUACGUGCACUCUGCUAUGUUUGCUCAGUAGCUACUGACCCCAGUGAGAAGCAGUUGUUCAUUGAAGCCAUUAUCAAGGCCUCUUAUAACAGUUUCAGAAAUUGCGAUGAAAUUAGCGAACAUGGAUGUUUACAGCAGGUGUGUGCGCUGUUGAGUCAGUCAAGUGAAGAUGAUGUCAUUGAACAAGUACUUUGGAUUUUAAAGGUUGUCUCAAUUACGAAGAGAGUGCGAAACAGUUUGCAGACAUUAGAUGUUGUAGACUCCUUAUGUCUCCUGUUGUCAGGCAACCAUCAGAAUCCUGUAUUGAUUAAUUGCUGCAUAAUUCUCAAGAAGCUUAUGUCAUCACAUCCAGAGAACCACGAAAUGUUGAAGCAGGCAAGUGGAAUUAAAAUUCUAUGUGAUCUCCUGAAGAAGAAGAAGGACGAUACGGAAAUGAGCCAGGCUGUUCUAAGUUUACUCUCAGAACUAGCCAGCAAUAGCAGAUAUCGAGAUGACAUUCGGGAAUUUGGCGGUCUUGAAAUAAUGUGUGAAUUUCUUUGGAAUGUGGAAGAUGAAGAGAUACUUUCACUGUCGGCCCUGACAUUAAAAUUACUCGGCAACGCCAACCCAACUAAUUUAACGGCAAUGAUUAACGAAGGGAUGCUGGAUAGCAUUGAAAGUUUAUUGUUGCAACCUACUUUCUCUGAAGUAACUACACACCUGUUAUCCGAGUUGGACAUUCAACUUCUUGAAUUUAGCUUCACGAACAAAGCAAGAAUUGAUUUGGCUCAGAGAGCUAGUCUAGAAGGUGUAGAUAUAAAAGCUUUGGAGAAUGAGGGUGGUGUUAUGAAACAGGACACUAAACACACAGUAGCUACCAUUCCAAAGGAAAUGACACUGAAGUACCCUGGUUACCAUGAAGUUAUGUCACCACAUUAUGUAAACAAUGACGAUAAUGAUGUAGAUUUAUCUGGGUUGCCACCGUUAGAGGUCGCAGAUGACAUUAAACGAACUCAUCCAAAGGUAUUGUGGUCACAAAAACCGAAUUCAAUUUUGUUAAGUGUCCGGUUGAGUGGGGUUAAUGAAAAAGAGGUUGUGGUUACGAAACAUUCUGUAUUUUUCAGUGCAAUCAUAGACAUAGUUUGUUAUGAGUUUAAUUUGGAGUUGUUCGGAAGCGUGCUAACUGACAACCAUGUAGUCGUGGCUACGGGUAGCGAGGUUCUGAUAACGUUGUUUAAAGACAAAGAAAAUGUCCAAUGGCCAAGAUUAACCAAGUCGAAAUCAAAGUUACCGUUUGUGGGGAUUGACUUUGAACGCUGGCAAGACGAUUCUUCGAGUUCCGAUGAAAGUCACAAGGAAAAGCUUGUCAAACAGUAUCCUAAGCCAAAAUUGAAAGAAAAUACAAGCUCUAGUAAACCUCAAAUGGUGGUACUACCAGAAUUUGAUACAUCAAGUGAAAGUAGUAAAGGAUCAUCCAGUUCUAAUGGCGGGGAUGAAUUUAAUGUUUUGGAUUGAGUUGUAACAGUACUAUCAAACUAAUACAUUUACUAUCUAUACCUUAUGCUGCUAUCUCAUUGAUAGCAUAUCAAUGAGAUCAAUACCAAUAUCAUUUAUUUAAAAAAAAUUCCCCACUUUAAAUAAACGCCCCCUCGAAUAAACGUCACCUCUAGAGCUCGAUUUGGAAUAAACAGCUCCCUUGAAUAAAUGCUUGAGGCGUUCAUUUUUUUCCUUGAAUAAAGGGGCUCUAAAUGACUGUAAGCAAAUCUAAGGGAAACAACAUCAUUCUUAACACAUUCUAUUAAUGUUCUACUUCAGUAGAAUUACAUUUUUUGUAACCGUUUCUCGAUAAGUCUUUAUGAUCACGCAAUAACACAUUUUGACGGUAAUAAUGUGUUGUAGCUCAACAUUUACCGUGAAAUUGAGAGGUGUUUACUUGAGUAUACAAGUAUCAAUUUAACACCAAAAAAAAAUAAAUAACGCCUCCCUCGAAUAAAUUCCCUUUUAAAAACCUUCUCAAAAAUAAAUUUCCCCUGGCGUUUGUUCGAAAAAAUAUGGUAAUCACACCAUAUUAAGUCAUGACUCGCAUGUUUACUUCUUAUUAAAAUUACCCAGUAAAAACACCUAAUCACUGUAUUUGCAAAAUUAAAAUUGUUGAUUGUAUUUGUCUUCUUUUAUUUCCCUCUCAUGUUCAUGUUUUCUCUUGAUAAUUUCUAAUCGCAGAAAAUAAGUCUUUUAUGACUGCCAACAUCAAUAUACAUUAAUAGGCAAAUAUGAACUGAAGUAGCCUAAAUUAAAGAUGAAGAAAAUGGUGUUUUAUUAUGUUUACCCAACAGUUUCUGUAUUAAUUAGUGUUAUCAAUUACUAUUAAUAAAUACUGUCACUUUGAAAAUUUAAAGAAAAUAAUUGAAUUGUUUUUUUUAUAUAUUUAAAAACCAUGUUGUUUUUUAAUUGAAAAUUACAAUGAAAAUAAAUUUUUCUCUCAAGUUAUCAGUACUAUAAUUAUUGGAACUUUUCACUAAGCCACAUUCCCUGAGAUAUUAGAGAACUUUCGAUUGCACGACAAUGGUAGGACGUAAUCUACGUAUGCAGAGAACGUUAAUAUGUCCGGUAGGACGGUCACACAUGAGUGACACUACGAAAAGAUUUAUUAAUACUAUUCCUAUAGUCUGCAAAUCAUUGUAACAUAUGGAUUUCAAUACCUACAGUGAUUUGAGUUGUUGCUUGAUAUUGCAAGUUGAUGAAUCAUGUUUUUGAAAUAUGCAAUUCAAUGUUUUGUAUUAAUAAUUUGUUGUUUUUUUUUCAUAUUUCUUAGGUGGCAGUAUGUCUUAAUAUUUUUAAAAAAAGGUCAUUUUUCUAUCUUUUAAGCUUUCAGUCUGUGCAUGUUAGAUUUGUAAUACUUUAUAAAAUAUAUUUUUUUCAAUAUAUGUAAUAGAAGAGUUAUACAGAUCUUAACCUGUCUC